Molecule: messenger RNA, 1020 nt
Organism: Ogataea philodendri
Lineage: Eukaryota; Fungi; Ascomycota; Pichiomycetes; Pichiales; Pichiaceae
Exons: 1
Coding region: 1-1020 (339 amino acids)
Molecular function (GO): oxidoreductase activity, acting on the CH-OH group of donors, NAD or NADP as acceptor
Source: RefSeq, a predicted model, not a curated record
AUGACAGGACCCCUGACCUCUUUUCUUUACAGACUGAACCGAAGCUUGCGGGAACUAAGCGAGCUGCUCGUGGGCGUCACAUUCGACCCGUACCGCGAUAUCGUGCUCAUCACCGGAGGCUGCGGCGGCCUGGGCAGAGAGCUUGCCCUAACCUUCAGCAGGGCACACGCCCCAGUGGUGGUAUUUGACCUCAACCUGCCGGACCCUGAAGAAGCCCUGCCAGGAGUCCAUUACUAUGAGUGCGACGUUAGCAACCGCAAAGACGUGCUGGACAAAAGCGCACAGGUCAUAGACGAAGUGGGAACCAUAACCAUCCUCAUCAAUAACGCAGGUAUCACCACAGGAAAAACAGUUUUAGACCUCAGUUUCGAGGAAAUCGAGAAAACCAUCGAAGUCAACCUGCUUUCAAGCUUUUAUACAAUCAAGGCGUUUCUGCCACACAUGCUCAAGAUCAAAAGAGGGUACAUUGUCACGGUGGCUUCCACUUUGGGAUACAUGUCGCCAGCCAGACUCAGUGUGUACGGGGCUACCAAGUCGGGACUCAUAGCGUUGCACGAGUCGCUCACCUACGAGCUGGGUCCUCCAUCGUUCAACCUGACGGGAGUUAAAACUUUGCUUAUUUGUCCAGGCCAGCUCAAAACAAGAAUGUUUGAAGGUGUCAGAACCCCACACACCUUGUUGGCGCCAGAACUGGACCCCACCGACGUCUCGAAGGCGGUGUUCAACGCAAUUGAGCUCGGUAAACGAGGAGAAAUCAAGCUCCCGUUCUACGGUAACUUCCUGCCCAUUUUCCGCGCUGCUCCCUGGCCAGUUGUCGAGAUCGCCAGAUACUUUUCCGGGAUCGACGACAGCAUGAAGAAGUUUGUGGGCAAGACAAUUGCUAUUAAGGAGUCAUCCGAGUCUGUGCUCAGUAACGCACUGAACGAGACAGGCUCUAUCAUUUCGGGCAUCCUGGGAGCCGUGUCCGCGCGGCCAGGAGACGUUGGGUCUAUAAACGAGUUGGACAUCGCAGCAGAGUAG